AUGGCAACCACUCACGAUGCCAUAUCAGCAAUUACCGAUGUCCUACCUCCCGAGCUCAUUGGUCCUGAGGGCGAGAGAUACGCUGAUCAGAAUAACCACUUGGGUAUACAGGAAUUCUGUUCUGGUGUCAGGAACAUCACUGAGUUUCAGAUUCUCGGUCUGCCAUUCUUUACAGGUAGUUGGCAAAUUCUGGCAUUAGAGCGAAUUCUCGGGGCAGCUCAGAAUCUUAAGACGUUCAGGUUUGUCAGUGAUGGCUAUAGUUGCUGGCAUAUUCGGGCUCGCUCCAAAGUCUCACCAACCCAGUUAAUCGAGUUCCUGAGCCCACGAACACAAAAGACAUUACAGCGCCUCAGUUUGAACUUUGAUGGCAGAGUGGAACCUGGUCAACGUAACUUUCCGAAACCUAAGCCCGUCACGCCCCAACAGAUCAAGCAUUUUACAAAUCUCACUAUCCUCGAGGUCGAUUCUUGGUGCUUCUACAGCCAUGUGCUCCACCACAAUAAGGAUGAACUUAUCGUUGAGCAAGAAACAUACCUAGUCAAUUUCCUCCUGCAGACAGUUCAAACCUUGACCAUCUUCUUGAUAUGA
This is a messenger RNA of Fusarium oxysporum Fo47, 588 nucleotides long. RefSeq lists its product as uncharacterized. The coding region runs from base 1 to 588 and encodes 195 amino acids. The transcript has 2 exons. The record is from RefSeq and is a predicted model, not a curated record. NCBI's taxonomy places the organism in Eukaryota, Fungi, Ascomycota, Sordariomycetes, Hypocreales, Nectriaceae.